Molecule: messenger RNA, 468 nt
Organism: Fusarium pseudograminearum CS3096
Lineage: Eukaryota; Fungi; Ascomycota; Sordariomycetes; Hypocreales; Nectriaceae
Exons: 5
Coding region: 1-468 (155 amino acids)
Source: RefSeq, a predicted model, not a curated record
AUGUUAGGAACUGCUAAGGUUGGACGACUCGAGGUACCUAGCUCGACAGCCUAUCCAUGCGCAUACAGCAAGUACCGUGCGUCCUGUCGUGCUAAGGUGUUUGUUCCUGCGCGAGACUAUUAUCUAGAACUAUUGCAUGUUUCCUGCGUAGAUUUGUGCUACUUCAAAGCGAAGCUACGGCAUAUGAUCGACACAUGGAUUAGUAUUGCUCAACCACCACUUGGUGCGGUCCCGCACAUGGUCAUUUCAAACAAUCCGUUGGUCCAGUCAUGGUCUAGUUGGUUUGGACGAGACUCUGAGUUUCUUUCCUCAAUGCAACUGCAAACUCAAACAGUCGCCAAACAAGUCUCGAGACUUUUUAGUCCCUUUUUGCACUUCUUUUGUAUACAAGAAGUGUGCCCAACUAGGAUAUCUCAAUUGCAAAUCGAAAUCUCAACCCAUCCAAAGAUGAGGAGACCAAUCAACUGA